This is a messenger RNA of Centruroides sculpturatus (bark scorpion), 2723 nucleotides long. RefSeq lists its product as uncharacterized. The transcript has 6 exons. Bases 471 to 1850 code for a protein of 459 amino acids. Lineage: Eukaryota; Metazoa; Arthropoda; Arachnida; Scorpiones; Buthidae. The record is from RefSeq and is a predicted model, not a curated record.
UAAACAUACCUUUCAGUUUUCAUAAAUGUUCUGUCUAUAAAAAUGCAGUCAUCACUUCCUUAAAUGGCAGGUAAUAUACAGUAUAUAUUACGUUUCUCCUUUGAAAUUAAUAAGGUAAGAGCCUUGCUUAAAUAUACAUAAAAAAAAGGUACAAAUAAUCACAAUUUUACUACUUUAAUUCAUCAUUUUCAUAUAAAUGUUCAAUGUGAUCUGUCCAGUUUCUCACAACCACCACUCACCACCCCAUUGUGGGUUUAGCCGAACCUACAAUGGGCUUGAAAAAGACGUUAGUCCACAGGAACAUACAAAAAAAACAACAAAAUUUUCGUCUUAUUUCCAAUAUUUGUCUUCGUUUUUAACUGAUGAAUAACAAUUCUCCAUUGAAAAAUUGAAUGUAACGUCAACAAUUUGUUAAUGUAAUAAUCGAAAAUGUUUGUUUUUCGUUAAUCAUUUUUCGAUAUGUUAAGUCCAUGAAUCACGAAAAAAACACUGGGAUUUGCUACUUGAAUCCAGAUACCAGUAGCAGCAGCAGCAUUAAUCUCAUGAAUAUCAUCAAGAGAUUAGUGAUUGUGGUUUCUUUGGCCUUUGCUGGUUAUCAUGGAUAUAGCUUCUUGAAGGCUUUUAUCGAAAACCAAGAUUAUAAAAAUUCAAUUAAAAAUAUCCAAAAUUGGUUUAGAAGAAAUCAUUCGAAAGAUGGAUUAACGGAGGAAUAUGCAGUAAUUGAAAUCAAAAAAAUUUACAGGGAUGGCUUCAAUCAGGAGGUAGAGAAAAGUUUCAUCAGGAAACCAUUAAACUGUAGUGAGAGAAAAAUAAUCACCUACGAAAAGACAGUAACAAAAUACCAAUAUUUAGAAUCCGAAUUGAAUUUUGUGAUCAAAGAUCAAUCGACAAUUCGUAGUUGUUUAGCUAGAAAAAUGUUGCAGAAAAGACGAAUUGAUUUUGAUGAGGAUGAGGAGGAGGCAAAAAGUCAGUUAUCAGUAGGCGAGAUAGCAACCGGAACAGAUGAUAAUUUGUUAAAUUAUGGAAAAGAAUCUGUAAGUGACAAUUCAAAUGAUUCGAGAAAGGAUCUUGAAAGCGCUUCUAACGAAUCUUUCGAAGCGAAAGUUGAAACAAGAUCCAUUUCUAUCGAACGAGAAGAUAUCAUGGAAGAUACUUGUACUCAGCUUGUGAAAGUCCCAAUUACUUACGUAGAAGGAGCAGACGAGGAAAUUGAUGCACAAGAAAUUUCAGAAAAUAAAGAAAACCAAGCAAUUUUAAAAGAGCAAAAGAUAAUUACGAGAGAAAAAUCGAAAGAAGCGAACAAUUUCGAAUUUGAAAUCAAAGAUGGCAGAAAGGGAGAUGAAUACGCUGUUAAAUUCAGGACAUUGGGCAGAUAUGACACCACGAUCGAAUCCAUAAUUUUAGAAAAAGAAAACAGAACUAAUGAAUUUCUGUUUAGGAUCCACAUGCAAAAUAAAGAUGAAAGCAAAAUGAGUGAAAAUCGUGGCAACAAUGACGAAGAAUACGAAAUUGAUAAUCGGAGGAAUCGAGAAAUCUACAAAAUUUUGGAUCCUGAAGCUAAAAUAAACUAUGAAUCGAAGCAGAGAUCAUCUCAUCAACAAGAUCUUCAAUUAGAUUUUGAAUUUCAGCAGAUUGAAGAAAUGAAUCCUGAUGAUAAACAAUCAGUGAAUGAAAACGAAACAUUGCAAAGAGAAGGAGGGCCCAUUAUUAAAACUAAUGCAUCGCUACAAGGCAUAGAAAACUAUUCUGAUUUAUCACAAAAUGAAGCGUGUGCCUUAAAAAUAAAAAUAUCUCAAGUGGAAACUAACUUAAAAGGGUUUAAAAUUAAUGAAGAUAAUAAACGUAAAUAAAUCAUUUGUAUUCGAGUGUAUGCAAAUUUUCAAAAUGUCUGUCUAUCGCGAUUUUCUCUGCAGAAACUAUUUGUAUUAAAAAUUGAGGCUUAUACUUUCAUGAUAAACAAUUAAGAACAAUUUAGUUUUUGUCUACAUUUACUUUAAAAUGGAGAUUAUAUAUGGUUAACUAACUUUUGGACUACUCUAUAUAUCGCGACCAGAAGGAAAUUCAAUAUUAAAUAUGGAGAACCUCAAAUAAAAAUUUGAUUUUUAAAAUUUUACAAACUAGAUUUAAUGAAUUAUAAGGAGAGAUUAAUGACUUUUUAAUAUGUACAAUUUGGAUGACCGAUGCUCUGUAGGGAAUUCAGGAUUGAAUCCGAGAGAGCAUUUCUCCAGAAAUUUGUCAAAGAAGCCCGGAUAAGUCAGGUCCAUUCCUGAACACUCGUCCUUCCCAUUUAGGUUUAACCUAAACAAAUGAUGGGCAUGGAAAGAAAGGGUCCCCCUUACUGCUUACGGGGUGGAAAGAAUGGAUUGGAAUGAUCUUAGUGAUGAAUAAAGCCACGCAACAGAGGCGAUUGAGGAGUGCCUUUCGGGAGGGUUUUCUAUAUGAAACUCGCCUCUAUUUAGGAUAGACAUGCCAUAAAAACAAGGAAAAUACCACGCGGCCAGACACGAAUAUAGAACCAGUGUUAAGUGACUGGAUGACCGAGCGGUUAAUGUGGCAGUCUACCGCUUUGGGAACCCCAGAAUCAGACCGGACGGGUCGAAAAACACCAGAAUUCCGAAAAAUUUUCUGGGCCGGUGAUGAGGAGGGUUCCAUUUCCCACCGGUCGCUCCAUUGUGGGCCUAUAAUGGGUUUGCUUAAAAAAAGGCCCUGUUAUUGCCCACAGG